AUGGGUAACGCUGUCGCCUCGGACAGCGCUCUUACAGUUCCUUGGUCGAUGCAGAGUGCAUUGUUGAGCCCCAGCGAAAAGCUUUCUUAUAUCGAGUUCGAGCUGCCGACGAUGAACAUGAACAUUUCCAAUUUUGAUGACGGCAGCGGGCAACCAGUCGAGCUCACAGCUCAGACUACAACGCAGCCCGGGAACACUCUGUCCUCCCAAGACUCGAGGGUAUUGAUCGUCUCGUUCGCCACGGUGAAAGCAAACACAGGCACCCCAGGAAACAAGAAGCAAGCCGGUGAUGCUACUGCCUUUGAGUGUGCCCUACCGCUCGACCGUCACAAAUGGUAG
Messenger RNA from Colletotrichum orchidophilum, 339 nucleotides. RefSeq lists its product as uncharacterized. Bases 1 to 339 code for a protein of 112 amino acids. The transcript has a single exon. The record is from RefSeq and is a predicted model, not a curated record. NCBI's taxonomy places the organism in Eukaryota, Fungi, Ascomycota, Sordariomycetes, Glomerellales, Glomerellaceae.